Molecule: messenger RNA, 358 nt
Organism: Toxorhynchites rutilus septentrionalis
Lineage: Eukaryota; Metazoa; Arthropoda; Insecta; Diptera; Culicidae
Exons: 2
Coding region: 12-278 (88 amino acids)
Source: RefSeq, a predicted model, not a curated record
AUACCAAAUUUAUGUCAUUAUACAAUAUUUCACAAAUUAUCGAACAAUACUUUUCUCUAUCAGAUCACUCAUUCCGUUUUCGAGAAAAUAUUGAAUUCUAUUUCUAUUUCAUUGGAAAAAUGGUUCAAAAGUCGAAUAGUUUGGUUGCAUUUGUCAAAAACAUCUACUACGACGAAUAUAAAUGGGCCGUGGUGAAAAGUGCGUCGCUCUUCAUACUGGGAGUACGAAUUGCCAAAGAGUGCAUCGGCUUGGAGCUUAUGCCGGCUAUUCCGCAUUAGUUCGGCUCCAGUUAAGCAAUUAGAUUAAUUCUUGUUCAUAAUUCUAUUUGAGUAUAAUGAAAUAAAAAUAUUGCACACUA